Molecule: messenger RNA, 1420 nt
Organism: Pocillopora meandrina
Lineage: Eukaryota; Metazoa; Cnidaria; Anthozoa; Scleractinia; Pocilloporidae
Source: the annotation of a GenBank genome assembly
AUGCAUGCCUGUUUAGUAGGUGACGGAGGGACUGCUGGGAACGAAGUAGAUUUUAUUCGUUCGUCAAUAUCCAACAUGGCGUACGUCCCAUCUCAUCUGGUGAAGGGCAUCACACAUCAACAGCGUGUGAUGCGCUUGUACAGAAACAGUUUAAGGCAUUUGCUAGAUUGGGUCAUAGACAGACAGACAUGGAGGCAAGAGGCAGUUAAAUUGAGAGAGAGAUUCGAUGCUCACAAACACGAGAAAGAUAGGAGGGUGAUUCACAUGAUUCUGGGGGCGGCCGAACGUGAAUUUGAGAAACAUAAACAUCCAUUCCCUUAUGUUCGUAAGUACAGUGACUUUUACCUUUCUGUCCUUAAGUGGAUUAUAUCUGUGGAAAGUUUUUCAUCAAACUAUAUAGAAAAUUUAAGUUUUGAACUCUGAAGCUUGUUCAAAGUUGAUCAAAGUUUGUUGAUAAUAUUGAGUUAUCCCUUAUAGACCCGGACAGCCCUGAUGGCAGCAAGUGGGAAAGAAACAUACCGCCUCCUCCUCAUGUAAGUGUUCUGUAAGAUUUGUUCUUUGGAAUGUAGAGGAUAACUAUUUCAUAAAAUCUUUUGAUGUUCUUGUAAUACACGGAGAGACACUUGAUGACCUUCACUGACCAAGCUUAAGUUUUGCAUGUUUAAAGGACCUUACAAGUAUUACGUACCAUUUGAUGAACUCUUCGUUCUUAGACAACAGAGGUGUUAACCUCUUGGUUAAAUGCCAAAACACUGUACUGGUUUUUUUUUCUUUUAAACUAGCCAGUUUACUGCAAAUUAUUUAUGACAGAUUCUUCCCACUCUCAUUACACGAGAUUUGAGUUACCUGCCCUAAACCAAAAUUAACUUUGCUCUCCAGAAACCAUCUAACCUUUGCACUCUUCAGUCUGUUUUCUGCUAAAUAAAUAAAUGUAUUUUGUAUAUGACCCAAAUUCCCUUGAUUCCAAACUCAUCAUCAUACUUGUAAAUUGCAACACAUGGAAAAAGGGGAAAACUUUGAACUGCGGAUAAAGACUGUCUUUGCAGAGGAAAGUCAAGGAUAAUUUGACUGUAAUAUGAAUUUGAAAUACCGAGGAAACUAGUAGUUUGACACCUUAAAAGUGGUAAUGCAGAAUCUGUUUUUCUCAGCCCUGGCAUUGUGAAGCAAAAAUUUGGUUUUUGACGAAAAAAAAAAAAGAACAAAGAAGAUAGGUGUCAGUAACGUUUGAAGGCAGAAGAAUGGUUGAAAUCAGCAAAAGUUUUAAGACACAGAUGACAAAAGAUACAAUAGUUUGGUUAGAUUAUUAACAGUAGUGUGACUCUUGCAAUAUUUUUCUAUUAACAUGUAGAUGCUUCAUAUGCUUCCCUGGGAAGAAGAGUGGUACAAAGAGAUGACUGAAUGGGCAAAUGAGAAAGUAUAG